Cheilinus undulatus (humphead wrasse) is the source of this 2297-nucleotide messenger RNA. It is a transcript of the gene jam2a, whose product is annotated as junctional adhesion molecule 2a. NCBI's taxonomy places the organism in Eukaryota, Metazoa, Chordata, Actinopteri, Labriformes, Labridae. The record is from RefSeq and is a predicted model, not a curated record. Gene Ontology annotation, biological process: leukocyte tethering or rolling. The transcript is spliced from 11 exons. Gene Ontology annotation, cellular component: tight junction; protein complex involved in cell adhesion; cell surface. The coding region runs from base 440 to 1375 and encodes 311 amino acids.
UGUCAGUGCAGUGCGCGUCUUGGACACGGCGCUGCGCUCUCGGCGCUCCGCCGCUCUGCUCAGCGCCUGUAAAGCACACCCCGCCCUCCCUCCACCUCCAUCUCCACCUCAACCAGCGCCGAAAGCACACACCGGGAGGAGACAGGACGUUCAAAGCUCGUCUAUCUCAGCGAUCCCGCACAGACCCGUCAUCCAGGAGCACCGGCGGCUCUCAGCGAUCAGUCCCGGAGGCGCGUCUCCGCUCUCCCGCUCGCUUGUCCGGAACCACCGCGCCGCGACGGUCCGAUCCGCUCGCCUCCCUCCCUCCUCCUCCCCCUUUUGGAGAACAGUUUCUCCCCUGGAAGCUGGAUGAAUUAUUGGAGAGUUGCAAACAAGUGCGAGAAGAAAGCUGAGGCUCGGGAUCUGCCUCCUCGCUCCGUCCAGCGAAGAGAAGCCGAACAUGGAGGGGACGUCCCUGUAUCUUCCUAUUGUCAUUUUACUGAUGCAAUGUUCCCCGUCUUCUCCCGUCACAGUGACGACCAACAAAUACAAGGUGGAGGUUCGAGAGUUCUCAGAUGCGGUGCUGUCCUGCAUGUUCCGCACAGAGCGAGACCAGAACCCGCGCAUCGAGUGGAAGAAGAGGGGGAAAGACGUGUCUUUUGUCUACUUUGAUGGACACUUCAAAGGUCCCUUUGAGGGCCGGGCGACCAUCGAAGGAGCCACAGUGACGCUACAAAGAGUGACCCAGGAGGACGCUGGGGAGUACCGAUGUGAGAUUAGUGCCCCUCUUGACUCGGUCAACCUGGGUGAGACCAACGUCACGCUCAAAGUCCUGGUUCCCCCGCACACCCCUUCCUGUGAGAUUCCCAGUGGGGCGGUGACGGGCUCAGUGGUGAAGCUGCAUUGUAGGGACCAUCAGAGCAUCCCACCGGCAACAUACUCCUGGUACAAGGACAGCCAGCCAAUCAGCCAGCCACGCCACGCCAAUGCUACCUAUGUAAUCAAUUCACACACAGGGAUACUGGAGUUUAAAUCUGUAGCCAAAGAGGACACCGGUCGAUACAGCUGCCUCGCUUCCAACGGAGUGGGACCGCCAAAGAUGUGCGAGGGGAAGCACAUGACGAUAGAGGAUGUGAACGUGUCAGCUGUCGUGGCCGCCGUCGUGGUCGUCUGCCUCGUCAUUGUGAUCUGCGGCUGCGGAGGAUACCUCCUACACCGCAACGGCUUCUUCAGUCCAGGACACAGAGGAAGGUCAUUUUGGAUCUCCCAGUGUCACGGUGCAUCCCACAUCAGCAGCCAAACCCUGCACAGAACUGAAGACACGUCCAAUGUGAACUACAUCCCUCCGCCCCAAGAAUCCACGGAUUUCAAACACACGCAGUCGUUCAUGCUCUGAGAAGCUGGCCUUCCUGUGAGAUCACACCACCCUCAUGAAAAGGUGCCAACACUGGAUACUCUCAUGUAUUCUCUCCUUUUUUGGACUCUGAAUGAGCUCUUGAACUUCCAGUAUUUGCUAAUUUCAAUCCUCCUCUUUUGGGAUCGCUUUUGACAAGCUAAUUUGCAAGGCUUCUAUUUUUUACUCUCUUGCUUUGCCGUGUGGGUCGCCUUUUAUCAUGCUCUGCUCUGAUGGGAUUAUUAAGUACACUUUCACGGCCCACUGCUUCCCCCUGGUGGUCACAUGUGGAAGCACCAACUGUGGGACCAGUCGAGCUUUUCACAGACUUUACCCCCCCCCCAUCCCUCACCCCCCAACCCUGCAGGCCAAUCGUUGUACUACCUUUGUUUUCUUUUUUUAUUUUUUACCAAAGACUGAGUUAAAGGGAUCAUUUUACUUUGAAAUCAUCACACAGAGAGUUCUCAAAGCCAUGUUUUCAAUCUCAAACAUAAAUGCAGUUUACCUCAGCUUCUGCCACAUGCCAACGUUUCGUCUUCUGUAUCACUGAGGCCCCAGCUUCCCACAGUGCCACGCAGGAUCCGCCAUGAUCUUAGUAAUAACCUGGAACAGACCAAGAAGACAGGAAGCCAAUUAUACCGAGACCAACCCCCCCUUCAUCCUAAUGUGCCUGCAUGGUCUUUUUAUAUUCGACAAUAUCAAUAUAUACCUUGUGCCUUUUUCAGUUGUCUGUCAUAUUUAUCUAUGGAUCACAGUUUUUUGUAAAGAACUUGCCUUACUUUUUCUGUCUUUAUAUUUUUGUGCCACUGUUUGUCAUUGUUUUUUAUUUUUAAAUUGAAGUGUCUGUUUUUGAACUGUGUGUGAAUGAAUUGUUCAGAGUUUUAUUUGAAUGCUGUAUCAGUAAUAAAAGGUUUUUAUAUUCAAA